Molecule: messenger RNA, 3446 nt
Organism: Engraulis encrasicolus (European anchovy)
Lineage: Eukaryota; Metazoa; Chordata; Actinopteri; Clupeiformes; Engraulidae
Gene: slc16a9b
Product: solute carrier family 16 member 9b
Exons: 7
Coding region: 380-1987 (535 amino acids)
Biological process (GO): transmembrane transport
Cellular component (GO): membrane
Molecular function (GO): monocarboxylic acid transmembrane transporter activity
Source: RefSeq, a predicted model, not a curated record
GGAAUAGGCAGACCAGCGAGAACAGCUUCAAACCGGUUCCAACACCCGGCAACAAAAGCCGCUACAGCAACCUUCCCCCUCACUUGCCUCAGCUACCGCUACUAGAGUGCGCGAGAGGAUGUUACUGCUCAGAAGAUGCUGUUGCACUAGUGUUAUAGCCAUCUGUCUUAACACGUAAUGAUAUUGAAAGUUUUUGUCGAGGUCUAGCGGUCAGCAAGCCGUUUCCAACUGGCUACUUUGAAGCUGGCCGAAUAGAAAAAAGUAUUUCUGCAGGUGGCUGGAAUUUUGAGGGACAAGAGCAACAAAGAAAACAUUAGACCACCCUCUCCACCUCACCAUACAAACUACCACCACCACCAACAACAACAACAUCAACAAAAUGACUCUUCAGAGCAAGAAGGCCCUGGACGGCGGCUGGGGAUGGGCUGUGGUGACCGCAUCUUUCCUGGCCCUCCUCCUGGCCUACGGGUCCCCCCAGUCCGUGGGCGUGCUCUACCCAGAGUGGCUCAGCGUCUACCAGGAGGGUAAAGGCAUGACGGCCUGGGUGGGCUCCCUGGUAUCUGGUGUCGGCCUGAUUGCAAGUCCUAUAUGCAGUGCAUGUGUGGUGAACUUCGGAGCCCGGCCGGUUACCAUCUUCAGUGGCGUCAUGGUCGCGGGCGGCCUGAUGCUCAGCGCUUUUGCACCCAACAUCCCCUUCCUCAUCUUCUCCUAUGGCAUAGUCGUCGGACUAGGCUGUGGGCUUGUCUAUGCUGCUACCAUGACAAUCACCUGUCAGUAUUUCGAUAAGAGACGUGGCCUGGCCCUUGGUAUCGUCUCAACAGGUACCAGUGCUGGAGGCUUCCUGUAUGCCACGGGCCAGGGCGAGCUGAUCGAGCUGUUCGGCCUGCACGGCUGCCUGCUCAUCAUCGGCUCGCUGGCCCUCAACAUCAUUGCCUGCGCCGGGCUGAUGAGGCCCCUCAACCUACCCGCCUACUACCUCAAACAGAAAGCUGCCGCCCUGGAGAAGGCCAAAGAGCUGGAGCUGGAGCUGGAAAAGGAGGUGGAGGAGAAGGAGAGCCAGCUCCUGGAGAAGGUGGUGGUGGUGAGCUCAGACCCUGACCCCGCCAAGCCACCAUCAACACCAUCAACAACGGUGACCACAACUGAGAAGACCGCGGAGGACCCUCUGAUCUCCAAGAGGGAUGGAGAUAAACACUCGACUCCUCUUCCUCCUCCUCAUCCUCUGCCACCACCACCACAGUUCGAGAGGAGCUUCUCCAUCUGCGCCGUGCUGGUGGAGGUCAUCAAGAAGAAGCAACGCUCCUACUCGUCGUACGCACACGCCAUGGCCGAGCUGUUCCGCGACCGGGUCUUCGGCAUGCUGUGCGUGGCCUGCUUCCUCUUCAGCCUGGGGGCCUUCCCACCUCUCCUCUUCCUGGAGGACGUGGCCCAAAGCAGCGGGCUGGCCGAAGGCCUCAGCCUCUUCCCCCUGGUCUCCAUUGUGCAGGUGGCCAGUAUGAUGGGCAAGCUGGGUCUGGGCGCCAUGACCGACAUCCGCUGGAUGAAUAGCGUGCACCUGUACGCGGCCACGGCGGUAGGGGCGGGGCUGGCACUGCUGGCCAUCCCACUGACCAAGAGCUACGCGGGGCUGCAGGUCAUCUCGGCAGCCAUCGGCUUCAUGUCGGGCAACUGGUCCAUCACGCCGUACGCUACCGCAACCGUUGUGGGCAUUGAACGGCUGACGGAGGCGCACGGUAUUCUCAUGUUCUUUGGCGGCUUCGGAAUCAUGCUGGGGCCACCUGUUGUAGGUUCCUUCUUUGACUAUAUGCAGUCCUACGACUUGGCCUUCUACUUCAGUGGUGUGUGUGUGCUGCUGGGUGGCUCUCUCCUCAUCAUCUCCGCUCUGCCCUGCUGGGCCAGGCAGAGGGGAGAGGGACAAGAAACGCGCCACACAGACCAAGAACAACAGCAAAAAUACAAAGAAGACCUUGUGGCCGCCGUAGCCUGAACAAUCACAUCGCCGUUAAAAAAAACAACAACAACAACAAAAACGCACACACCAUUCUAAGGUGUUUGAACAAAUGAAGAGCUCUUUUUCAAAAUACUAUAUAUUCAUUUUCAAAAAAUAUUCAAAGCAAAUGUAAGAAUGUUGCAUUCAAAUGGCUUUUAUAGCAUUUUUGGGAAAAAGCUCUUCAAGUCUAUACAGCGAUAACCUGCCUCUUUGUGGUUGAUGGGCGGGAUGGGGAUGGGUAGGGGAAUUUUUAAGUCAGGGUAAAGGAAAAAAGUGUCAUUUUAUUUUUCUCCUUACAUGCAUUUUAAAGUUUAAUUCUUGAAAUGUCAGAAAGCUGUUUCAGCUGAACUCAGCCAAAACUGUUAAAGCGUUCAGCAUGUUUGAUUAUUUGACAGGUUUUUUUUUUUCAUUUCUCAACCAAGGGGACCUUAAUGUCUGCUGGUUUUGCAGGGUUCUGUUUUAUAUGGCCUUGUUUUAGGAGGCCACCAGAACAUUUUCACACUGACCUUUGGUCUUUUAUUCAAAAGCUAAAUGACAUUUUAAUAUGUUUACAGUUACCGAUGCUGUAGAGUUACCACAAAGACAUGGAUGAUUUCCUUACUAAACAUCUGAAUGCAGUAACACUAAAAAUGUAAGGCCAUGCUGUAUUGAGAAAAAAUGUUGAGCUUUCACCCGUUCUUUCUUGCUGACAAGCGUACAGUAUGUAUGCAAAGACAAACAGAAAACAAUGAGUGUGAGUAGUUAGCAGUGUGUUGAGUUUUUUAAUCAUUACUUUUAUUUCUAUUUUUGCAUUUUAUCUUGUAUGUCUAAGUUACCAAAGUGAGUCUUGUUUUAGCUAAGCCUUUUUGACUGAUAGAUUGACUGACGAAGCCUUACAGUCACUUAAGAAUAGAGUAGAAGAAACCGUAUUGGUGCCCCUCUCUUCUCUUUCUAAACCAAGCACAUUUCACCCCUCUUUUAUGUCAUUGUCCACCAGUAUUUUCACUGGGCCAAUUUAUGUGUUUGUUUAUUUGUUUUGUUUUAAUCUUUUGUUUACCUGUCGAUCUAAAUAAGCAAGAUGUAUGAAGCAAUAUGUAUGACGCACAUACCGCAAGGUGACCGGAUGUGUACACCGUAUGCGCUCAUUGUAUGUUUUUUUUAUUAUUAUUAGACACUGCUGUUCAUUUUGUUUGCUUUGUAUAGCUGGCUAUCAGCCAGUGUAAGUCUGCGGUUUUGCAAUACGUGCACUGAUGGGGUUUGUGGCUGCUGUUACUUGUAUUUUGGACAUUCCCUUCCCCCCACCCCCACAACGUGACCCUGAACACAUUGUUUUUACUUGAAACAACUGUCUUUGUAAUAUUUGUAACCUGAAACUACAAACCCCUUGGAAUCCCCCUAAAAAAAAUACAAAAAAACUCUUGCUUUUUUGUUAUUUAUGUAUUUAUGGUUCCUAUGAUGAUUCAUUUGCCUUAUUUUU